Anolis sagrei ordinatus is the source of this 1632-nucleotide messenger RNA. The record is from RefSeq and is a predicted model, not a curated record. NCBI's taxonomy places the organism in Eukaryota, Metazoa, Chordata, Lepidosauria, Squamata, Anolidae.
AUGACUGGAAGUGGAGAUGGCUUCUGUGGUUGUAGGUUCCUCAGAGGUGGCACUGGAAUGAGUAGACAUAAAAGGUGCAUGACUGGAGGCGGAGAGUGUCUCUGUGGUUGUAGGUUCCUCAGAGGUGGCACUGGAAUGAGUGGACAUAAAAGGUACAUGACUGGAGGCGGAGAGGGUCUCUGCGGUUGUACGUUCCUCAGAGAUGGUAGUGGAAGGAGUGGAUCUAAAGGAUACAUGACUGGAGGUGGAGAUGGCCUCUGUGGUUGUAGGUUCCUCAGAGGUGGCACUGGAAUGAGUGGACAUAAAAGGUACAUGACUGGAGGCGGAGAUGGCUUCUGUGGUUGUAGGUUCCUCAGAGAUGGUAGUGGAAGGAGUGGAUCUAAAGGAUACAUGACUGGAGGGGGAGAUGGCUUCUGUGGUUGUAGGUUCCUCAGAGAUGGUAGUGGAAGGAGUGGAUCUAAAGGAUACAUGACUGGAGGUGGAGAUGGCUUCUGUGGUUGUAGGUUCCUCAGAGAUGGUAGUGGAAGGAGUGGAUCUAAAGGAUACAUGACUGGAGGUGGAGAUGGCUUCUGUGGUUGUAGGUUCCUCAGAGAUGGUAGUGGAAGGAGUGGAUCUAAAGGAUACAUGACUGGAGGUGGAGAUGGCUUCUGUGGUUGUAGGUUCCUCAGAGGUGGCACUGGAAUGAGUGGACAUCAAAGGUACAUGACUGGAGGCGGAGAAGGUCUCUGUGGUUGUAGGUUCCUCAGAGAUGGUAGUGGAAGGAGUGGAUCUAAAGGAUACAUGACUGGAGGUGGAGAUGGCCUCUGUGGUUGUAGGUUCCUCAGAGGUGGCACUGGAAUGAGUGGACAUCAAAGGUACAUGACUGGAGGCGGAGAGGGUCUCUGUGGUUGUAGGUUCCUCAGAGAUGGUAGUGGAAGGAGUGGAUUUAAAGGAUACAUGACUGGAAGUGGAGAUGGCUUCUGUGGUUGUAGGUUCCUCAGAGGUGGCACUGGAAUGAGUGGACAUAAAAGGUACAUGACUGGAGGCGGAGAUGGCUUCUGUGGUUGUAGGUUCCUCAGAGAUGGUAGUGGAAGGAGUGGAUCUAAAGGAUACAUGACUGGAGGGGGAGAUGGCUUCUGUGGUUGUAGGUUCCUCAGAGGUGGCACUGGAAUGAGUGGACAUAAAAGGUACAUGACUGGAGGCGGAGAGAGUCUCUGUGGUUGUAGGUUUCUCAGAGAUGGUAGUGGAAGGAGUGGAUCUAAAGGAUACAUGACUGGAGGUGGAGAUGGCUUCUGUGGUUGUAGGUUCCUCAGAGGUGGCACUGGAAUGAGUGGACAUCAAAGGUACAUGACUGGAGGCGGAGAGGGUCUCUGUGGUUGUAGGUUCCUCAGAGAUGGUAGUGGAAGGAGUGGAUUUAAAGGAUACAUGACUGGAAGUGGAGAUGGCUUCUGUGGUUGUAGGUUCCUCAGAGGUGGCACUGGAAUGAGUGGACAUAAAAGGUACAUGACUGGAGGCGGAGAUGGCUUCUGUGGUUGUAGGUUCCUCAGAGAUGGUAGUGGAAGGAGUGGAUCUAAAGGAUACAUGACUGGAAUUGGAGAUGGCUUCUGUGGUUGUAGGCUCUUCAGGGAAGGAGUGGAUCUAAAGGAUACAUGA